GCGUCCCGCUUGAUCACGUGAGCCGGCUCCAAGAUGGCGGCAGGGGUGGCCGGGUGGGGGGUUGAGGCGGAGGAGUUCGAGGAUGCUCCUGAUGUGGAGCCGCUGGAACCCACGCUCAGCAAUAUCAUCGAGCAGCGCAGCCUUAAGUGGAUCUUCGUCGGGGGCAAAGGUGGCGUGGGUAAGACCACCUGCAGCUGCAGCCUGGCGGUCCAGCUCUCUAAAGGUCGUGAGAGUGUUCUAAUCAUUUCCACAGACCCAGCCCACAACAUCUCAGAUGCUUUUGAUCAGAAGUUCUCCAAGGUGCCUACCAAGGUCAAAGGCUAUGACAACCUCUUUGCUAUGGAGUUGAGACCCCCUCUGGGAGUCGGUCAUCGCAGCAGCCUGAGUCUGGUCCCCUCGGCCCCCAGGAGAUAGACCCCAGCCUGGGCGUGGCGGAGCUCCCCGACGAGUUCUUCGAGGAGGACAACAUGCUGAGCAUGGGCAAGAAGAUGAUGCAGGAGGCCAUGAGCGCCUUCCCUGGCAUUGAUGAGGCCAUGAGCUAUGCUGAGGUCAUGAGGCUGGUGAAAGGCAUGAAUUUCUCAGUGGUAGUGUUCGACACAGCACCCACCGGCCAUACACUCAGACUCCUGAACUUCCCCACCAUCGUGGAGCGAGGCCUGGGCCGCCUCAUGCAGAUCAAGAACCAGAUCAGCCCCUUCAUCUCACAGAUGUGCAACAUGCUGGGCCUGGGGGACAUGAAUGCUGACCAGCUGGCCUCCAAGCUAGAAGAGACAUUGCCUGUCAUCCGAUCCGUUAGUGAGCAGUUCAAGGACCCUGAACAAACGACCUUCAUUUGCGUGUGCAUCGCCGAAUUCUUGUCCUUGUACGAGACAGAGCGGCUGAUCCAGGAGCUAGCUAAGUGCAAGAUCGACACCCACAACAUCAUCGUCAACCAGCUCGUCUUCCCUGACCCUGAAAAACCCUGCAAGAUGUGUGAGGCUCGCCACAAGAUCCAGGCCAAAUACCUGGACCAGAUGGAAGACCUGUAUGAAGACUUUCACAUUGUGAAGCUGCCACUGUUACCCCACGAGGUUCGGGGAGCCGAUAAAGUCAACACCUUCUCUGCCCUGCUCCUGGAGCCCUACAAGCCCCCCAGCACCCAGUAGCGCCACUGCUCGUCCCAGCUGCUGCCACUUCACAGCCUCCUCUUUCUCCGUGGGACAGAGUUUGCACAGAGUCCCCCACAGUACAGGGGGAGCCACUUAGGAGGUGGGACGUUGGGAGGAGGUCUGUUCCCCCUGGUGGGGCCUGGGAGGCUGCAAUGCCCCCCACCUCUCCCUGCCUCACACUCCUCAAUAAAAUAAUCUUAAACAGC
Messenger RNA from Peromyscus leucopus (white-footed mouse), 1354 nucleotides. It is a transcript of the gene Get3, whose product is annotated as guided entry of tail-anchored proteins factor 3, ATPase. Gene Ontology annotation, molecular function: ATP hydrolysis activity; ATP binding. Gene Ontology annotation, cellular component: GET complex. Lineage: Eukaryota; Metazoa; Chordata; Mammalia; Rodentia; Cricetidae. The record is from RefSeq and is a predicted model, not a curated record. The coding region runs from base 468 to 1145 and encodes 225 amino acids. The transcript has 7 exons. Gene Ontology annotation, biological process: post-translational protein targeting to endoplasmic reticulum membrane.